AUGUCGUACUCCCAAGUUCCAGCGUAUGUGCUGGGCACCGCCUGCUGCGGCCGCGGACUCAUGGGCGCUCUCUCGCCGCGCAGCGAGUACGGCCACGUCGGCCUCCGCCUCGAAGGCGGCGGUGGCCCAAUAUCCACUCCAGACGGCGGCGGCGGCGGGGUCGCAUCGCCUCUCAUGUACUUCAAGGCCAUUCGCGAAGCCAGUUACGGCGCGGCCCUCAUCGCGCUGCAGUACCAGGGCCACGAGGCGUCGCUCACGACGCUGAUCGGCAUCCUGUCGGCGGUGAGGCUGGCCGACGGCGCCGUCGUAUGGUGGCACGGCGGCGAGCCGUUGCGCUGGCGGGCCCUGGGGCACUGGAUAACCGGCGUCGGAUUUCUGGGGUGGUUUGUUUGGCGCCAAGGCGUGGUCUGA
Akanthomyces muscarius is the source of this 411-nucleotide messenger RNA. RefSeq lists its product as uncharacterized. Bases 1 to 411 code for a protein of 136 amino acids. The transcript has a single exon. NCBI's taxonomy places the organism in Eukaryota, Fungi, Ascomycota, Sordariomycetes, Hypocreales, Cordycipitaceae. The record is from RefSeq and is a predicted model, not a curated record.